This is a messenger RNA of Coregonus clupeaformis (lake whitefish), 1918 nucleotides long. Its product is annotated as MAP7 domain-containing protein 1-like. The record is from RefSeq and is a predicted model, not a curated record. NCBI's taxonomy places the organism in Eukaryota, Metazoa, Chordata, Actinopteri, Salmoniformes, Salmonidae. The transcript is spliced from 5 exons. Gene Ontology annotation, molecular function: sequence-specific DNA binding. The coding region runs from base 22 to 1620 and encodes 532 amino acids. Gene Ontology annotation, biological process: regulation of transcription by RNA polymerase II; regulation of mRNA processing. Gene Ontology annotation, cellular component: nucleus.
CGAACGAGUGGAAAGGGGAAAAUGGCGGACCUCGAAGACGUUAAGCUGGACGGGAGGCCCCUACAAUCUCUUCGCGUGGCGGAUUUGAAAGCUGCUUUAGAGGAGCGCGGGCUUCCUAAAAGCGGACAGAAAAAUGCUCUCAUUAAGAGACUCAAAGGGGCUCUCAUGCUGGAGAACCUCCAGAGAACUUCACACCAUCACAUAGGACUGCAGCCAAACUCCCAGAUUGGUGAAGAGAUGAGCCAGAACAGCUUCAUAAAGCAGUAUUUGGCGAAACAGCAGGAGCUCUUGAGGCAGCGUCUGGAGAGAGAGGCCCGGGAAGCAGUCGAAGAUGAUGAUACAGACCAAGAGGACCACACACAGGACAAUAACAGCUCUGCCUGUGCUGCCCCAGACCCGGAUGUCGCACCCGUGUUGGUUGACCAGCUCAAGCUUCUUGGCCCCUCCGAGGGAGAGGGACUAGCAGGCCCAGCAAGCGAUGGAGAGGGGCACAUGUCCAGAGAUGGCCAUGUGUCUGGUCCACCUGCUCCUACCUCGCCUACCUCUGCCCCUGCUGCCGUUGCCUCUCUGGCUGUGCGUGUUGCUGGUGGCGAGCAGCGACCGGAGAGAGUCCCAACCUUUAGUCAAGUCCCAGCAGAUGGCGAUGAUGACGGCGCUGAUGAGGACUGGGAUAGCGGUGCCAGGAGGAGGAAUCUAGUAGAGCCACCAAGAGGCCAAUUAGCAAGAGCGAGGUCUGGAGGAUCCCACCAACACCCACAGCACAUUCCCCCCCUGUUGUCUCCGCAGCUUCGACAGCCUACCCCUCCUCCCUCCCCUCCCCCAGAGUUAUCAUUCCCACUGCCUGAUACACCUAAACAAAGCCCCCCUAGUCCAGGUGAGCCCCCAGCUAGGCAGUGUACUUCCAGUACCUCCAGCUCUGGCUCCUCUAGCAGUGGCAGUCGUAGUAGCAGCCCAGAGCCACAAAGCAAUGCAGAGCGCAAGCCUGGCCCACUGACCCUGCUGGCACGCAAGAUGGCAUCAGAGGGGGCUUUCUCUGGAGUUGGGUGGCAUGGACGUGGGGAUGCAGAGAGACAGGACAACAAUGCUGCAACUGCAACAAUGUCUUCUGGUAGAGGUCCUCAAGAGGGCAUAGUGUCUGCCAUCACCCACACAACCAAUGCUGCAGCCAGUUUGCCCUUCCCCAGACAGGUUACAGUAACCAACCAGGGAGUCCUUGGAGGCCAUCUCCCCCACAGUGAAGUUCCUGUGAGUGUGCUUAGGCCCACUAUUAUGGAAGAGCGAGAUGCUGCAUGGCAACAAGAAAACAAGGAAAAGGAGCUGCAGGCAGAGAGGGAAAGAGAAAAAGCCCUUGAGCAAGACAGACUUAGAGCUGUAGAGCAGGAAAAACUGGAGAGGCAGAGAAUAUUUGAGCAACAGCGUGCCGUGGAGCAAAAUAGGGAAAGAGCUUUGGAGCGAGGGAGGGAGAAGGCUUUGGAGGCAGAAAGGAAGGAAAGGGAAAAGGCUUUGGAGGCAGAAAGGGAGGAGACUGAGAGGCUUUGGAGAAAGAGAGGGAAGAGGGAGAGAAGGCUAUGGCAAGAGAGAAAGCCCUGGAGCUUGUUAGAGAGAAGGCUAUGCAGUUAGAAAAGCAGAGAGCCAUGGAACGAGAGCGAGCUUUGGAGCAAGAGAGGGAGGAGAGGGAAAGGGCUCUGGAGCGGGUGGAAAGGGAGAAAGCUUUGGAGCGAGAGAGGCAGGAAAGGGAGAAAUCCUUGGAGCGAGAACUGUUGGAGAGGGAGAAAGCUUUGGAGCUAGAGCGGCAGAAAGCUUUGGAACGGGAGGAGAGGGAGAAAGAGAGGGAGGAGAAGGCGAGGGCUUUGAAGCAAGAAAUAAUUGAACGUGCGAAAGCCCUUGAGAAAGAAAGAGCCAUGGAGAAAGAAAGAGA